Messenger RNA from Hemiscyllium ocellatum (epaulette shark), 1857 nucleotides. Its product is annotated as gamma-glutamyl hydrolase-like. The transcript has 11 exons. Bases 518 to 1414 code for a protein of 298 amino acids. Gene Ontology annotation, biological process: tetrahydrofolylpolyglutamate metabolic process. Gene Ontology annotation, molecular function: gamma-glutamyl-peptidase activity. Lineage: Eukaryota; Metazoa; Chordata; Chondrichthyes; Orectolobiformes; Hemiscylliidae. The record is from RefSeq and is a predicted model, not a curated record. Gene Ontology annotation, cellular component: vacuole.
ACACUGUAAGUAAUCUAAUCUAAUCUAAUCUAAACUGCAACAGCAGUGGCAGCAGGUUCAAUAGUAACUCGACAAUGAAAGGUUUGGAGGGCUGGGUGGAACAACAGUUGGGGGAAUGCAAUGGGCAGAACAGCUCUAAUGAGAAACCAGCAGAGACACAAGGGGCAGAACACUCUCAUUCUGUGCCAUACUGUUUCUGUCAUUUUCUAAAUUGUUAACACAUUUCAAUAAAUGUUUUGUUGCAUCUCUCCUCUCAGUCAGUUGGGGAAUCUAUAAAAGUGAAGUUGACUCCAUGUUCACACUUGAUUUCCAUAAGCAGGACUAUAUUCCUCCCUUCGAGAAGAAUCUAGAAUGAGGGUCGUGGUUUCAAAAUAAGGAGGCUCCCAUUUCAGGUGGAGGCUGUGACUUAACAAGGAACUCCCAUCAAUUGCAGCCAAUAUAUAGAGCUUCCUGUCUCCAAGAACCAUUCAAUUCCUGAUCCGUGUGAAGGAACUCCCUCACCCGCUAAGAAACAAUCAUGAAUGGACUGAGCAAGACUGAAGCUCUGAAUGACAGACCAGUGAUUGGGAUCUUAGCGCAGCACACCGUAGAUGAACUGACCGAGGUGGCAAAGACGUACGUAGCCAUUACCUACGUAAAGUACCUGGAAUCAGCUGGGAGCAGAGUGGUUCCCAUCAGGUUAUAUCUUACUGAGUCUGAGUAUGAGAAAAUAUUCCAUUCAAUUAAUGGGGUCUUGCUGCCAGGCGGAGCUGUGGACUUGCAGACGUCAGAAUAUGCCCGAGUCGCUGGCAUCUUCUACCGAUUGGCACUGAAGGCCUGUGACCAAGGUGAUUAUUUCCCAAUCUGGGGAACAUGUAUGGGGCAGCAGCAGCUGACCGUUUUGACAGCUGGAGAGGAUCUCCUAGUCCGGACUGACAGCUCCAACGUGGCAUUAACUCUGGAGUUUACUGAGGAAGGAAAAUCCAGUCGAAUGUUUAAAGGGUUUCCCUCCGAGCUGAUGGAAGUUUUAUCAAAGAAACCACUGACUGGAAAUUUCCACAAGUUCAGCAUCACAGAGCAGGCCUUUGUGUCCAAUGAGAAAUUGCUGUCGUUCUACAGACUCAUCUCCACCAGCAGAGACCGCCAGGGAGUCUCGUUUGUCUCCACAAUGGAAGCAUUUGCGUAUCCAUUCUAUGGCACUCAGUGGCAUCCUGAAGCAAACCGCUUCCUGUGGAAGGAGAGUUUGGCAGCUCCUCACUGUUCCUACGCAGUCAGGAUAUCCUACCUCUUGGCUGAAUUCUUCGUUAAUGAAGCGAGAAAGAACCUUCAUCAGUUUGAGACGAAGGAAGAGGAAGAAUCUGCUAUGAUUGACACUCACCAGCCAGUGUUUGUAGGUGACAAGAAUUCAUUUAGGAGCCUUUACUUCUUUGAUUAAGAAUGCAGCUCCCACCUCCGUCGUUGUCCCAGAGCCGCCACCAUUUUGCACAGUCACGUUGGAACCAGCAGGUUACUAGAGGGCGAUGCUCUGGGAUUGUGUCUUGUCCAAGAAUGAACUCUGUGUUUGCCCCUCCUCCUCCAUAAUACCCUGCCUGCAGAGUGACAACUUCCUCUGAGUGACUGUCAAUGUCAAGUUUGACUUUAGCAGGCGUUGUGGCUGAGUCAGGUCCUGGUGUGAGAUGGGCAAUCUACCUGGCUAAUGCUGAUUACACUGGAGGUGGCUGCAGAGAACUGGAUAAUAUCACAUAUACAGCUCAUCGCCAGAGAUCACCAGAUGUGGGCCAAUCGACACACUCAGGGAAUACAUUCAGAAAGCUGGCUUUUACUAUUCAGUCAAUACUUUGUGUCAGAGAAGCCACUUAAUAAAACCUGACGAUGAAA